AUGGUUGAUGAUAAGAGUAGCCGGAUUGUAGGCGAUAGCACAACCUCCAGCGUACCUAUCGUGCCAAAUAUCAGCUCGAAUCGAUUGCAUGUCAUCAUUGCUGGACUAUGGCUUUGUCUUUUCUUGUCAGCUUUGGACACCACCAUCGUCACGACCGCGCUCAUCAAGAUCUCGAGCGACUUCGACGCUCUUGAGCAAGCAACAUGGCUCAUUACCGCGUAUCUACUAACCUAUAACUCGUUCUUGAUGAUCACAGCCAAACUGAGCGACGUCUGGGGCCUCAAGAGCCUGCUCUUGCUUUGCGCGUCGGUGUUCCUGAUAUUCUCCAUGGCUUGCGGUGGGGCGCAGACAAUGACCCAGCUUAUCGUCUUCCGCGCCUUCCAAGGUAUUGGAGGAUCCGGUCUUUACAGCUUGACGUUCGUGUGCAUCAUGAAGAUGAUUGUACCCGAGAAGAUUGGCUUCUACUCUGGUGUUAUAAGCUCGGUAUUUGCUUUGGCAAACCUGCUAGGACCUUUACUUGGUGGAAUCAUCGCUGAUCGGGCAAGUUGGAGAUGGAUUUUCUUCAUGAAUGGUCCCAUCAUCGGUAUCGCAAUGGCAAUGCUAUUCUUCUCGAUGCCUGCAUUUGACGACGGUAGAACGAAUCUACAGCGGAUACAGCAGCUGGAUAUCUACGGAGGCAUCUUGUCGGUCUGUUGGCAUAUACCACUCAUCUUUGCCUUUCAGGAGGUCGGAGUGUCACACUCGUGGGGUAGUGGCAUUGUCAUCGGACCGUUGGUAGCUGGGAUUGCUCUCAUGGUGCUUUUUGGCUUGUAUGAGUUUUGGAUAACGUCUCGGGAGCAAAGAGCUGCCAUCUUUCCCAUACAUUUUCUUCGAAAUACGCCCAUGGCAUUGACUUUGUUAAGCCAGUUCCUCCUGGGAUCCGCCUUUUACGUCGUUUUCGUCCAGCUCCCUCAACGCUUCCAAGGAGUGAACUUCACAAGCGCUGAGCGUGCCGGCAUCCUACUGCUUCCGGCGACCGUUGUCACCCCAAUUGGCGCCAUGGCAUCUGGACUAGCAGUGAAGAAGGCACCAGUUGAGAUUAUUUUGGUUUGUUCAACCGCAAUUGUAUGUGUCGGGACUGGGCUUCUUGGUAGUUUACCAACGUAUUCCCGCCUAUGGCCAGGACUAUAUGGUUACGAGAUCAUCGCUGGUAUUGCUUUGGGUCUUGCAAGUCCUCCAUAUUUUGUGCUCGUCGCUACCUCGAUCCAAGAAAAGGACAUUGCUGUCGGUACUGGCGCACUUAACAUGGUACGCACACUCGGAGGCUGCGUCGCCGUCGCUAUCUGCUCCGCAAUACAUCGCGAGCACUUGGAUAAAAAACUAUCCGAUUUCUUGAGUCCCGAGGAAAUCCGCGGGAUGCAAAGUUCGACGUCGACGAUUGCGCGAUUACCGGCCGAUGUGAGAGAUCGAGUUGGUAUCGUUUUUGGUGGUAGUUACAAUAGGCAGUUCCAAGUCACGUUGGCCUUUACUGGACUCAAUGUAGUUGUCGCAGUCAUCUUGGCCAUGGUGAGAAAGAGAUCAGGCUUAUUUGGUCUAACACCUAAGAGGAAAGAAGGAAACGAGUUCAUGGAGGCUAAAGAUGGCCAUGCUUACAGUGUGGCUACAUCCGUCUACAUGGCCUCUGCAAUAGAACGGCCAAUGGGCACGUCGAGCGAGGAAGAGAAGACGAUAGGUGAAGAGCAUCUCGAAGUAGCAAAACAUGUUCACACCAUCGAGAACCUACCUGAUCCCGACGCUGGUCUCAGCGAAGAAGAGCGCGCCGCGCACGACAAAGCCCUUCUCCGCAAACUCGACCUCCGACUAAUCCCAUGGCUCUCCUUCCUCUACCUCAUCUCCUUCCUGGACCGCACAAAUAUCGGUAACGCCAAAGUUGACGGCCUGCAAGAAGACCUCAACAUGACGAACAGCCAGUACAACUCCAGUCUAACAAUCUUCUUCGUCAGUUACUCAGUGUUUGAGCCACUGACGAAUGUGCUCUUGAAGAAGUUACGACCAAGUAUCUUCUUGCCGCUAAUUAUGAUUUGGUGGGGAAUUUGUAUGACGUGCAUGGGUUUAGUGCAUAACUAUGCCGGUUUGAUGACUGCACGCUGGUGGCUUGGGUGCGCUGAAGCAGGGCUUUUCCCAGGUGUAAACUACUAUCUGAGUUGUUGGUAUAAACGAUCCGAAUUCGGCAUCCGAGCUGCUAUCUUCUUCUCGGCUGCAGCGCUGGCUGGUAGUUUCGGUGGAUUGCUAGCAGCUGGCAUUGCGCAAAUGGGAGGUGUAGGGGGAAAACCAGGUUGGGCGUGGAUUUUCAUCCUCGAAGGUCUCGCCACCAUUUUCGUAGGAAUAGCAAGUUACUGGAUGGUCCAUGACUUCCCUGCCGAAGCCACAUUCCUUUCUCCUGACGACCGAGCUCGCGUCCUCCGCCGUCUACGGGCAGACAAGCAGGCCUCGGCUGCGCACGAAGACUUCCCAAAUAAAACACUCAUGUUCAGUAUCAUCUACAUGGGCGCCGACGGGUCUCUUUACGCCUUCAGUCUUUUCUUACCAAGUAUUCUUGCUGGCAUGGGCUAUACCUCGACAACGGCGAAUCUGCUUUCUGUACCUCCGUAUGCGGUUGCAGCUGUCGUGACAGUGUUGGUCGGUUAUAUCGCCGAUCGUACGCAGCAGAGGGGGUACUGCAACAUGGGAGUUUCGCUUUUCGGUAUUGUGGGGUUUGCUAUGCUUCUUGGUUCCGGAAAUCCCAACGUUCAAUACGCUGGUACUUUCUUGGGAGCAAUCGGCAUCUAUCCAACGAUAGCAAACACGAUAUCCUGGGCGGCCAACAAUGUCGAAGGCGUGUACAAGCGCGGCGUCACCCUUGGUUGUGUGAUUGGCUGGGGCAACAUCAACGGCGUUGUUUCUUCGAACAUCUACCGCAGUAGGGAUAAGCCACGCUACUUUCUCGGCCACGGUGUUGUAUUGGCGUAUUUGACGUUGUGGCUGUUGGGUGGCAGUAUCGUGACGCGGUUCCUGCUCGCGUGGGAAAAUAAGAAGAGGAGACAAGGAGCAAGGGAUGUGUGGAUUGAGGGAAAGAGUGAAAAAGAGAUUGAGGAGAUGGGAGAUCAGAGGCCGGAUUUCUUAUAUACUCUUUGA
Molecule: messenger RNA, 3153 nt
Organism: Alternaria atra
Lineage: Eukaryota; Fungi; Ascomycota; Dothideomycetes; Pleosporales; Pleosporaceae
Exons: 11
Coding region: 1-3153 (1050 amino acids)
Biological process (GO): transmembrane transport
Cellular component (GO): membrane
Molecular function (GO): transmembrane transporter activity
Source: RefSeq, a predicted model, not a curated record